This is a messenger RNA of Funneliformis mosseae, 343 nucleotides long. NCBI's taxonomy places the organism in Eukaryota, Fungi, Glomeromycota, Glomeromycetes, Glomerales, Glomeraceae. The record is from the annotation of a GenBank genome assembly.
AUGCGUUAUUCUUCAACCUCAAGAAGUAUUAAAAAUAAUUCUGUUGUAACUGAAACAGUAUCAGUUUUAAAAAGAAAAAAAGUAAUUAAACCAGUUAAACAAAAUCACAAUUCAUAUGAAGAUACACCUAGUGAUGAUGAACCAAUUCCAACCGUUCUAACGGAUCAAAAUUUAAUUGAUAUAUCAAAUAAACGAAAAUGUUACAUGACGAAAUAUAAUAUUCUUGAUCAUGAUGAUCCAGAAAUUGUUUCAGAUCUAUUAAACGAUAAAAAAAAUUAUGAAAUUCUGAUUAAUGAUGAAGAGUCCUCUACAGAGGAAGAUGAUCAUGCUUUGAGUGAAGACA